GCAUUUUCUAUCCCGAUCAAUUCAAUGGAUAGCUGGUUGUGUCGGAUACUUAGGGGGAAUAUGGAUAUCUGCUUAUUUUGACCAUCUUCCUUUUCCUUACUUCCCCAUCCAAAAUAUGCACGGCUGGAUUACGGGGUCAUGUGAUAUCCCUCUCCUCACCUCGUCUUGGCCGGGCUCACCUCGGUUACUUUCAUGGAGCCUUGGGAUAAAGCUCUUCCUCGAUCGGACCACGAAAGACCAAGGAUGUUGAUGUAUAUUUAACCUGAACAAUUGCAAUUCUUAUCCCUCCACCAAUUGCCUCUCGGGAUGACUGAAUAUCUACUGCUCCCAUCCUUUUGUUAAUCCCUCCUCGAAGAUUGCCGUGUUUGAUAUAGCUCAAGCCGAACAAAAUGUCAUCCAAAGCAUCCCCCCCGCUCAAGGGCAUCCGAGUCCUUGAGUUGGCCGGCCUAGCUCCAGCUCCUUUUGCCGGCCUCCUGCUAGCUGACUACGGCGCCUCCGUCCUACGCGUCGACCGCCCACAUCCACAAGCACACUCCAGCUCUCCAGAUGUCUUUCCCCCCGAGACUUCCGACUCUCUAACCCGACACAAAACCUCGAUAAGCCUCGAUCUCAAAUCCCCCGCGUCGCUCGCCGUUCUUCUCUCUCUGAUCUCCAACGCCGACAUCCUAAUCGACCCGUUCCGACCCGGCGUCCUCGAGAGACUCGGCCUAUCGCCCACAAAUGUCCUCCUCAAAAAGAACCCACGCCUCAUCGUCGCCCGCAUGACCGGUUUCCGCCGCGAUGGCAAGUACAAGGACAUGGCCGGCCAUGAUAUCAACUACAUCGCCGUCUCCGGCGUGCUCGGCCUACUGGGACGUGCCGGUGAACGGCCCUACGCACCAGGUAAUAUUGUCGGUGACUUUGCCGGCGGCGGCGCCAUGUGUUUUCUUGGCAUUUUGCUUGCGCUGCUCGCGCGCGAACGCACGGGGAAGGGCCAAGUGGUCGAGGCCAAUAUGGUAGAUGGCUCAGCCUAUCUAGCUACAUUCCCAAGGCUAUUGCAGAAGAGGCUUGUGUGGGGUGCCCCGCGCGGCCACAAUGUACUUGAUGGCGGAUGCCCUUACUAUGACACCUACGAGACGAAGGAUGCAGGCAAGUACUUUGCCGUCGGCGCGCUGGAGCCGCAGUUUUUUGCGGCGCUGUUGAAAGGGUUGGGGUUGAAGAUGGCGGAUAUUAUGCCGCCGGACUCGAGUGGAAUGCGCGAGGAUCCGAGCACGUGGGCGUAUAUGCGCGAAGUGUUUACGCGCAGAUUCAAGGAGAAGACGCGAAAGGAGUGGGAGGAUAUCUUUGAUGGAACAGAUGCGUGUGCUACGCCCGUGCUCGAGCAUGAGGAGAUGGAAGAAGGUGGAUAUGAACAGCGUUUGGCGGUGGGGUUGUCAGAGACGCCGGGUCUAACGUUUGGAAGUGAGGAGGGUGGUUGGUCGAGUGAUGGGUUGAGCCCGAGUAUGGGUGGAGAGGAGACAUUGGCGGAUUGGUGUGGGUGGGCUAGGGGUAGGGAGUAUGAGGUUAAAGAUGGGGCGUUGGUAAAGGUUGGGGGGUCGAAGUUGUGAUUGGAUUCUAUGGGCCUCCAACGUUACUACUUGAGGGAGACAAGGAAACUUGGUAUUAGCCUACUUAGUUUGUGUGUUUCUCUGUGAGGAUAUUAUUUUUGCCACAGAGAACGGGAGCCCACUAACUGCAUUUGCGGCGAGAAUAUUAGCUGUAUAAUAUGUAGAGGUGUGGAUUUGCGUUGUUGUAGCACUCUGUUGUCCAUACACUAUUCCUCCUUGGAUGACCGUUACACCUCGACAUCACCACGUAAACCCUACUGAAGUCUGCAUUAACUGACUUGCUCAACAUUGAAUAGAUAGAAUAAAAUCCAAUGAAAAAAACUAGCAAAAGCAACCCUCCACAAGUAGACGGUUGUCUCCAUAAUGCUAAUGCAGGAUACCAUCCGCUACACGCCCUUCUAUCCUUAGCCAACCCGCUUCUCACGUUCAAA
Blastomyces dermatitidis ER-3 is the source of this 2017-nucleotide messenger RNA. RefSeq names its product alpha-methylacyl-CoA racemase. The record is from RefSeq and is a predicted model, not a curated record. The transcript is spliced from 2 exons. Gene Ontology annotation, molecular function: catalytic activity. The coding region runs from base 390 to 1586 and encodes 398 amino acids. NCBI's taxonomy places the organism in Eukaryota, Fungi, Ascomycota, Eurotiomycetes, Onygenales, Ajellomycetaceae.